AUGCAUCCGGUGCCUUCACUCGAAUUACUUACCCGGCUAUUUGGCGGUUCUUCGUGUUCGCAUCGUUUGAAACAUCGGCUUGAUAAAAGUAAUCGUCGUGCGUUUUUCAUCGUUCUCAUCAUACUUCUGUUAUUUCGCGGCGAAUCAACUCUAUUUGUUAAUCGGAGACCUCCAUUUGACAUCUUCACGGUUGCGCAGAGUUUUGCUGAUUUGACAGAAAAGUUGAGUUCCCUGUUGAUACAAAUGGACGUUUGUUCUCACAUCAGUUUCCCAGUUAAUGAUGUUAGUAGCAGCAUUCAUGGAUUCUGUUUGGAUCCAACCUUUGAGUCCACAUAUGGACUUGCGGGUGGUUUUUCUGUGGAUGAACUUGCAUUUGGAGCAACUAAGUUUCUGAAUAUCCAAGAUGACAUCGACAUACAAGGAGUUUCAAGUUCAAAUACUCCAUUUCCUCCUAAGGAUUUGAAGCCUGUAUCUGCCAUGAAAGGCAGCCGUGAGAAACGUGGAGUGGAUCCACCCAAGAAGUUGAGCGUGAAGUGGGCCCCGGAUGUGUAUGAUCCGGUUCCCUCUUUGCCAUCGGAUACAGUAAUAAGUAGGCCACGUAAGCAGCAUGGUAAAAAGAAGGGGACGAGUAGUAGUGAAAGUAAAUCAUCACGAGGGAGUAAAAGUAAAGGGAAAGACAAGAAGCAUCGUAAAAGAAGUGGGAAAUCUUAUGACUUGGAUUUUUGAUUUGUGUAAAAGUGAAGAGAAUGACUCACAUCCCUUUGUAUGUAUAUUAGUAAUAAACUAUAGAAUGCAAAACAUCAAAGACGUUAAAAAUUGCUAAGGAUACCAUGAACAAGAUGAUGUUGUAUUUUUUUUUUCUUUUUUUUUUUUGCCAUGUAGGAUGACAUGUACAUGCCAAAUCAUCAAGGCAACCGGUAUACCGUAUACCUAGG
Messenger RNA from Lactuca saligna, 935 nucleotides. NCBI's taxonomy places the organism in Eukaryota, Viridiplantae, Streptophyta, Magnoliopsida, Asterales, Asteraceae. The record is from the annotation of a GenBank genome assembly.